This is a messenger RNA of Capsaspora owczarzaki ATCC 30864, 1827 nucleotides long. RefSeq lists its product as hypothetical. Lineage: Eukaryota; Filasterea; Ministeriida; Capsasporidae. The record is from RefSeq and is a predicted model, not a curated record. The transcript has a single exon. Bases 29 to 1648 code for a protein of 539 amino acids.
GCGACAAUAAUUUCGACAGCAAGCCAAAAUGGCGCAGAUUGGCUCAGAAUCGACGACUACGACUAGUACGACUAGUUCUACGACUAUGAUGACCGGGCCCGCAGCACCACCGCCGCCACCGCCAAUGUUUGUCCCGCCAUCCGGUCCUGGGAUCAAGUACAAGCACGCGCCACUGCCGCCCAAGCCGCCGGUGCUGGACGAGGAGGCGCGGGCCAAGCUGGUUGUCGGCGGACGGGCUGAUUCUGGCAUGGUGCAAGUGAACAAGGCCGACCCGCAGUGGCUGAGCAAGACGAUCGAGCACAGCAAGCAGGCCAAGGUGCGCAAGUGGGCCGCCGUCGAGACGGUCGCGUCGCAGGUCCCGCGGAUUGACUUUGCUGAUGCAACGCCGUUCGCAUUGACGAGCCAAUUCAGCCAGAAUCGCACUUCGAACGCAACCGCGGAAAGUGACGUGUCCCUGCUCGAGGCCAAGCCAGUCCCCUGGAGCACUGCAUCUGCACUGGGCCUGUCCCAUGCAGGUGCCGGCGGCGUUUACUUUAUCCAAUUCCCGGACAAGAGCGUCGUCGUGGUCAAGGGUUCGCAAACCACCCCGCAAGAGUUUCUCGCCUUCCAUCUCGCCGCACUGCUGGGUGCCGAUGCCAUCCGAGUGCCGUGGAUGCGCGUUGUCGAUCUGGGAAGUAACGAGCAUGUGGCCAUCCAGCAGGCCAUUCGCAAAUACCUCGAUCCGGUUGCGCACGCAGGACUCGAAAAGUCGGCUUCGCGGCCGUUUCUCAUUGUCAUGGAGUUUGUGCCGGGCUCGUCGGUCGAGUCGAUGACUGCUGCUGACAUGAAGCGUCUGUUCCAUGGCGACAAUGUCCGUGUGACUGAGGUGAACACGACCGCGGUGAUUACCGACGCGGGUGCGGCACCGCAGCCGAUUGACCUGAGCAGUGGCAGUCCUAGUGGCAGCCCUCGCAGCAGCAGCAAUAACAUUAGCAGCAGCAACAGCAACAGCAACAGCCACAGCAGCAAUAACACGAGUUCCAACGCGGCUCUGCCUGCUGACGCAGAAGAUAUUAGCCAGGUGACGACAGUGUCGGUCGAUCAGCCUCUCAGCCCUCGUGGCAAAGAGCUGCUCGAGGCCCUCGGUCGCGUUGUCACGUUCGACAUGUGGAUUAAUAACUGGGAUCGCUUCCCGUGCGUUUGGGACAAUGAAGGCAAUCCCAACAAUGUUCUUGUCGUUGAUCACAGCGGUCCAGAAGCCGAUCUCUGCGCCAUCGACCAAAUGGUGACUUGCCUUGAUCCCCGAAAUUUCGCCGCAGCACUCGAUGCGUACAAGACGAACGUCCGGAACUUUCUGGUCGAGCUGCGGGGCUGGCGCAAGGGCGAGGUUAAACUCACCGACACGAAUCUGGGCCGGCUGCGCUCGUCCAUCGAGCUGUGCUGUGGCUACUCGCUCACCGAAGACGAGCUGUCCUUUGUGCGGCGCGGCAUUCUCGACAUGGCCGAAACCAUCUCGACCGUGUCCGACCAGGAAAUCCGCGCCAAAGUCAGCCACAUCAAGACGUGCAUUGCGGUCGACUGGGAGAAUACCUGGAGCAUUGCGUGCAACUCGAUCAACGAAGACCACUUGCUUGGGCUGCGUGAUGUGUUUGCCGAAGUUUGCUCUUGAACGCUCAUGUCGGGAGGAUCUCUCUCUCUCUCGUUGGGUAGCUGAAGUUUUUUUUUUUGCGUUGCCUUUCGUCGUUUUCAUUCGCUUUCCAUUUUGUGAAUUCCAAAACCAAAAGACGGGGUGGUGCUGCACAAUGUAUGAUGUUGUUCCAUUACAAACAAAACGCAAAUCACCCGCCC